UUAGGGUUUUAGGCCCACUGAGAUUAUAUAACCCUAGUAGCAUCGCCAUCCAUAUACCUUCUCUCUUUCUUUCUGUGUGUAACAACUCGUUUAGCAGCCGUUUCUCCAUUGUCACAGCAAACGAAGAAGAAAUGGCUCCAAAGAAGGGCGCAAAGCUGCCGUUGAAGAAAAAGAGUGAUAAGGUUGUGAACCCACUGUUUGAGAAAAGACCGAAGCAGUUUGGUAUCGGAGGUGCUCUUCCCCCGAAGAAAGAUCUUCAUCGAUUCGUGAAAUGGCCCCAAGUUGUCAGAAUCCAGAGGAAGAAGAUGAUACUCAAGCAGAGGUUGAAGGUUCCCCCACCCAUUCACCAGUUCUCUAAAACCCUUGACAAAAACUUGGCAACGAGCCUGUUCAAGAUGCUGCUGAAAUACAGGCCAGAGGAUAGAGCUGAAAAGAAGGAGCGUCUAUUGAAAAGAGCACAGGCUGAGUCUGAAGGCAAAGCUCCCGAGUACAAGAAGCCUAUUGUUGUCAAAUAUGGUCUCAACCACGUCACUUAUCUCAUUGAGCAGAAUAAGGCUCAGUUGGUGGUGAUAGCUCAUGACGUCGAUCCAAUUGAGCUGGUUGUAUGGCUCCCUGCACUCUGCAGGAAAAUGGAGAUCCCUUACUGUAUUGUCAAGGGCAAGGCUAGGCUUGGAACAAUUGUCCACCAAAAGACAGCAUCUGUUUUGUGCUUGACCUCUGUGAAGAAUGAGGACAAGAUGGACUUCAGCAAGAUUCUAGAAGCUAUCAAGGCCAAUUUCAAUGACAAAUAUGAUGAGACGAGGAAGAAAUGGGGAGGCGGUGUUAUGGGCUCAAAAUCCCAGGCAAAGACAAAGGCGAAAGAGAGGGUUCUUGCCAAGGAAGCUGCUCAGAGGAUGAAUUAAAACUCUUUACUGUUAGUCAUAGAGAAGCAAAUGCCAGUUUUUUUUCUUUCUUUGUAUGUCCUCGAUUUUAUUUUGAGAUUCAGAAUGACCUUUUCUUUUUGCUACACUACAUUUAUUACCUUCUAUCUAAAACCGCUGUUUUUUUUUUUUGUUUGAAGAAGAAAUAUGUUGGUUGAAUUUAUUGUGAUGAUUGCUGGCUAGUCGAAUUCUUUUGAUUCCUUGU
Erythranthe guttata (spotted monkey flower) is the source of this 1125-nucleotide messenger RNA. RefSeq names its product large ribosomal subunit protein eL8y. Gene Ontology annotation, molecular function: RNA binding. Lineage: Eukaryota; Viridiplantae; Streptophyta; Magnoliopsida; Lamiales; Phrymaceae. Gene Ontology annotation, biological process: ribosome biogenesis. Gene Ontology annotation, cellular component: ribonucleoprotein complex. The record is from RefSeq and is a predicted model, not a curated record.